Boeremia exigua is the source of this 2030-nucleotide messenger RNA. Its product is annotated as glutamyl-tRNA amidotransferase-like protein. Gene Ontology annotation, cellular component: mitochondrion; glutamyl-tRNA(Gln) amidotransferase complex. The record is from RefSeq and is a predicted model, not a curated record. The transcript is spliced from 2 exons. NCBI's taxonomy places the organism in Eukaryota, Fungi, Ascomycota, Dothideomycetes, Pleosporales, Didymellaceae. Gene Ontology annotation, molecular function: glutaminyl-tRNA synthase (glutamine-hydrolyzing) activity. The coding region runs from base 347 to 1876 and encodes 509 amino acids. Gene Ontology annotation, biological process: glutaminyl-tRNAGln biosynthesis via transamidation; mitochondrial translation.
UCACACAAGCAGAAGAGCUUUUGGGUGACAGAACUUGAGACGUGUGCGAUUGUCGUCAUUGCUUGGCUCGCAAGCACUCGCAGCAACGGGCAGACUUCGCAACUACACUGAAUUCAACCACAAUGACUAACCUGCGCAAAUCUUGUGUAGAGUCCUGCAUGUGUCGGUAAAUUCGCUUGACGCCUACACUCUAAACUUGCCCGCCAGAGGCUGCUACAUCACCAGGAGAUCGGAGGUUGGCGCGAGUCAUGUUCGUUCUCCGAAGCGUGAUGCAUUGACCGUGCACGCGUCCUCGCGACAUCCGGAGCUCGAAUUCCUAACAGUGACGAAAUGCGCUCCGAUCCAAAUGUCACUACUUAAGCAUGCAAAGCAAUACAUAGCCAAUCAGUCGAAGUACGCACAUCUCAAUGCCUUCAUAUCACUAGUCGACUCGACCAAACUGCUCCCUCGAGCCGAGACGCCCUCGAGCGAUGACCCGCACAAUGUCAGAGACAAACCAAUAGCCUUGAAGGACAACAUCUGUACGAAAGACUUUAAGACCACAGCGUCUUCUGGCAUCCUUAGGGACUUUGUGAGUCCGUACGAUGCGACGGUCGUAACGCUUCUGCAGGGUGCGGGCGCGGUGGUCGCAGGAAAGACGAACAUGGAUGAGUUUGGCAUGGGCUCGCACUCCACACACUCACCUACUGGGCCCGUGAAGAUGCAGAGACAUAGCAACGAGGAGGUUAAGAGUGCUGGAGGUAGUUCGGGAGGAAGUGCGCUCGCUGUUGCUAGUGCGCAGUGCUGGGCAGCUCUAGGCACAGAUACUGGCGGCUCUGUCAGGUUGCCGGCUGCGUAUACAGGUGUUGUGGGCUUCAAGCCCAGCUAUGGACUGGUCUCGAGAUGGGGUGUCAUCGCAUACGCAAACUCCCUUGACACUGUCGGUAUCUUGGGCAAGAGUGUUGGCGAUGUUGAAGCCGUCUUCGACAAACUGAACGCCUACGACUCCCGAGAUCCCACGUCACUCCCCACUUCGACUCGAGCCCAGCUUGGGAACAACAAUACGAAAUCGCCGUCGUUACGAAUCGGUAUCCCCCUAGAUUACAACAUCGCUACACUACAGCCAGCUGUUCGUCAGGCAUGGACAUGCACGCUAAAGUCCUUGUGGGAACAAGGUCAUAGCCUACAUCCUGUGCGUCUGCCAUCAACACAGCACGCGUUGUCGGCAUAUUACAUUCUUGCGCCAGCAGAAGCUUCAAGCAACCUGGCCAAGUACGACGGUGUUCGUUAUGGGAGCAGAGCAGAUGGCAUUGACGGGACACCCGAGAGUGUACUUUUCGCUAAGACAAGAGGGCAAGGGUUCGGCUCUGAAGUACAACGACGUGUUCUACUGGGAGCUUUCACGCUCAGUGCAGAAGCCAUGGACAACUACUUCAUCCAAGCACAGAAAAUACGUAGACUGGUUCAAGAAGAAUUCAACGGGGUCUUCUCAAGGCCGAAUCCCCUCAACAGCGAGACUUGUCAGUCAGCCGAGGAUAUCGAGAAGGUGGACGUCAUAAUAUCCCCUACGGCCCCAACGCUUGCACCAUCGUUAGCAAGCGUCAAGAACCAAGACCCCAUCUCGGCGUAUAUGAACGACAUCUUCACAGUACCAGCCAGUCUUGCUGGUCUACCAGCUAUCAGCGUUCCUGUCCGAACAACGCCUGAGACACAAAAUGCUCAACAGCAGGACCAUGCUACGCACGAGAGUGCUGGGAUCCAGGUGAUCGGCCAAUACGGCGAUGACAAACUAGUUCUUCGUGUUGCAGAUGCCGUUGCAAAAGCCGCGCCGACGAAACAGGCACACGCUGGACCGACCGUAACCUCUUGGGGUGCCAGCACACUCCAGGAUAGCUGAGCGAGGAGAUGUACAGUACGAAAGUGUAUACCUAAAUUACUUCACGACGAAGUUGUACAACAUACACACGAUCAGCCAGUUUCACAAGCCAAACACGAUGCUCGUGUUCCUCUUUCCAACGCGGAACCUAUCUCUUAUCUAACUCUAUUCACUC